AUGGAUAGUUCAGAAACUUCCGGUGCAAAGAGAAGGCGCACGAAGGUCAGCAAAGCAUGCAACAAUUGCCGAAGACGGAAGAUCAAGUGCACCGGUGGUCAGCCGUGCUUGAACUGUCAGACUUACCAAUGUACAUGCACGUACGCUUUACCUUCGCCCCCUACGGGAAUUAAGAGUGACGCGGCGUCAGAUACGAGUUUAGAGAGUGCAGCGGUGUUGCCUGCGCCUUUGAAAACGUCCGAAGAACUUCCCGCGACCGAAAAUGGGAUGUACGAAGAUGAUAGUGAAUUUCAACAAGAACUGGCACAGCAGAAGGCCUGUUUACAAGCGUUGCAAGCCGCUUACGGGGCAAGUCCGUCUCAAAAGUUGUACGAUAUCUUGCAAGAAACGCGAACUAAGAUUUUGAAUAUGGAAAAAGAAUGGAUGCCCGCUGUGCGGAACGAUAAACUUCAGCAGGAUGUUCCAGCGACGUCGAUCUCAACUGAGACGCAACUCAUGUUUUCCAAGUACUCAGAACAGGUAUAUUUGACGAAGUAUUCGAUUCUAGAGCCGCCUGACAAACGAUCUUCUCGAACCAGCGUUCUCAACCAGCAACCGGCAGUCGAUGACGUUUUUGGUCUUUACAGCCCACAUUUAUCGCUGUCCAUCCGUGGAAUGGGUAUUUUGUUUAAAAGUUUUUUCGACCAAAGCUCGAAACUAGCGCCAGAAGUGAAAAAGACGCUCUACCUCAUGCUUAGGUUCUACGAUUUUUGUUUUGACCAUUUGGAUUCCGCGGUUCUCCAGUGGAGUAUGCCUGUUGAGACUUUCCUCGAUAUGCGAUCAAUACCUUUAACCAACAAGAACGAAGCCAUCAGAGACAUUUUGUCAGAGAUCCCCUUGGAACUUACCGCGAUGACGAAAGCUCUAUACCCAAAGUAUGGUAAACCUCGGGAUUUGGAAAACAAGGUCUCCAUGUUCCACUGGGUGAUACGCGUGAUCGAAGUCUGUCAUAAGCAAUUUCAACGAAGAAUGAUAUCAACCACGGCAGUUGACACAAUAGCAGGGGAGGUAAGUCGAUUUUUACAUGUGGAGGACAUGCUAUCGGUAGUCGCAUUUGAGUAUCUUAACUUGACUUCCUACACAAUGUGUGGAGACUUGGACUAUUUGGAAUCGCUGCUUAUUCUUAUCAAGCAACAGUACUGGAUUAGUGACUGGCACGUUUUCACGCAUCUUUUAACGAUGGCUUUAAGCUACGCACAAAAUCUCGGUAUCAAUAGAUGGGAAUUUUACGUGGGCAUGAACGAGGAAAUAGCAGAAAGGAGGCGAUAUCUUUGGUGGGAAUGUUACGCAUGGGACAAAUUUUAUGCCGUUCAGACGGGGAAGCAACCUUUCCUUGAUGAAAAUUUAUGCAAUUGCUUGCCCAUAAAGGCCAUUCGACAACAGGGAUAUCUGGACCACCAAGAAUUUUUGCAUAAUAUGACCUCACUUCAUGAGCCAAUAACCGAAGAUCGCAAAGAAUUGAUGCAGUAUACGUUUAUCACCGUUUCGUUAUUGAUAGGGUCAUUUUACAAAGAUAUUCUCUACAAUCGUAGAUUUACGGAUUUCAGAAAUUACGCAAAACCGAGCUCAUUCCAAGAAGCGAUUUUGUUUGAAAUCAUCGAGGGUGUUGAUCAUUUCAUAUUCAAAAUGGAUGCCUUGAAAAGCCAAGCUAAAGGAAUCUAUGACCUUUCAGAGAGGCUGAAGAAUAUGUCUUCAGUUCCGCUGGAAGAGAAGGAGUGUGUUCUUGAAGCUAGUCUGAUUAUAAUUUGCAUCGAAUACUACUUUUGUCUAUGCAUGUCAUCAGUCGAUCACCUUUUCGCUCGAUUCAAAGUGAGAGAGUUUCCCAAAACAAUAAAUAGCGCGAUGGGGUAUUACAAGAAAAGGGCUUACGAAUCUUGGAAGAAAAUAAUGCAACUGAUGGAGCAAAGACUUGUCCUAAUGCUCUGGCAAAGUAUUGGUCCAAUAGGAAUAGUUUUACUCACGUUUAUUGCCGACGUAUCCACACAUUUCCAAAAAGUUUCCCUAGCUGAUUUUUUGCUCGCACUUCGUGUGUCCAGAAACUUGACCGAACUCACUAUGUUAGACAACGGAGUUUCCUCACCGAGCACAAGAACAUAUCGCAAUUUCACCAAGUGUAGAACGUUUUGCCAAAUUUUGGUAAGAAUCCUUACUCAGCUUUAUAUGAGAACCGAGGGCAUUGAACAAGAAGAACUAAUUCGCAGAGUGAACGAGAUAGAUGGCUCUUUGGUGGAGACAGUCAAACGGGCUCUCGAUGUCACUUCUGGCCUAUUUAAGGAAUGUUUUGUUACAGGGGAAGCUUCAAGUUUCCAUUUGGCGCUUCGACGAUCAUUUGAGGAACAAAAAAUGCUAGAUCGCAAAGCGGAGGGACUUCUCCCCGUUGAUGUCUAUAAGACAAAUAAGUCGGCCCAUGACCAGAACAACUUGAAUGAUUUCAAGCCGCCCACUUUGGAUGGAAUUCAUCCACUGGAGUCCUCACCCAAAGCUGAAGCCUUCUUUCUAGGCUCAUUGGAUGAAUUUAUGAGCAGGCAAGAAGAUGAUGUAUAUAACAAACUGUGGAGUGAUAUUAAAACCUCAUUUCCUGACUUAUUGCAGGAAUAA
Messenger RNA from Lachancea mirantina, 2637 nucleotides. NCBI's taxonomy places the organism in Eukaryota, Fungi, Ascomycota, Saccharomycetes, Saccharomycetales, Saccharomycetaceae. The record is from the annotation of a GenBank genome assembly.